AACCCAACCUACAAGAAAGACUCUUUCUUCUCUCUUUUAUUACUACCAGUACCACCACACCCUAUAUUUAUAUAUAUACAAAGAUAGAGAGAGAGUGAAAGGUUCACAAAACAGAGUUCAAAUACGUUCAAGAUGAUGAUGAUAUAAGAGUUUUUGUAAUCAAUUAACCCAUUUUUAUUGUUCAUUUUCUUCUCUCUCACUAAAAUGGCUGUCCAAGCUCAACAACACCAUUCCUCUAACCUUACCUGCCUUAACAAAAGAAACGGGAAAGACAAGGAACAAGAUUUCUCGUUGCAAUCACAGACUGUUUUUGAUCAAACCAAUUAUGGAGGUUGUAACCAGAGGAAAAGAGGGCGAGAAACGAAGGAUCAUCAUCAUCAUCAAGUGUUGUCGUUACCUCAGCAGUCUCAUCAUCAGCCCCCACAAGUUAUAGACUUGUCUUUAUUACAACACAACUUCAAUCAUACGCCGUCUUCGAAUAUGGUUCAUACAGGACUACGUUUAUCUUCCGGCGAAGAUCAUACACAAAAGAUUCGUCAGAAUCUGUUCUCAGGUUCCUUUGAAGAUGUUUUGUCUGCACAUUACAAUUGGCAGAGCGAGGAACUUGAUGAAUUGCUUCGUUUCCAGGCGGAGGAGCUACGGCGCACAUUAGCGGAGAGGAGGAAGAAACACUAUAAAGCGCUUAUCGGUGCUGUGGAGGAGACGUUGGUACGUAAGCUGAGAGAGAAAGAGGCAGAGAUAGAGAGAGCCACGCGCCGUCACAAUGAGCUCGUGGCGCGUGAAUCGCAGCUUAGAGCGGAGGCGGAAGCUUGGCAAGGAAGAGCAAAGGCGCAGGAAGCCGCCGCCGCGUCGCUGCAGGCUCAGCUUCACCAAGCCGUUAACAAAUGCGGUGGUGUGUCGGCGGAGGAAGGGGUAGUAUUAGGAGCUGGAAUCAGCGGAGUAGACGACGCUGAGUCGGCGUAUGUUGAUCCGGAGAGGAUGAAACGGCCGAGCUGCAAAGCUUGCCAGAAAAUGGAAGCGACGGUGGUGAUGUUGCCGUGUCGGCAUAUGAGCAUCUGCCCGGGAUGUGACCGGACAGCUUUAGCCUGCCCGUUGUGUCUCACGUUGCGGAAUUCGAGUGUUGAAGCGAUCCUUUGCUAAAUGGGCCUACUUCGGGCCUACUAGUUUGUCAUCGUACAUACAACUUUUUUUUAGGAAAAAAUGAAUGCAAAUUUUUUUCUUAUGAAUUGGAAAAACAUGUAGAACAUACAAAAUUGUUUCUUGAAGUUGAAGGUAUCGAACCCA
Molecule: messenger RNA, 1284 nt
Organism: Camelina sativa (false flax)
Lineage: Eukaryota; Viridiplantae; Streptophyta; Magnoliopsida; Brassicales; Brassicaceae
Product: BOI-related E3 ubiquitin-protein ligase 1
Molecular function (GO): ubiquitin-protein transferase activity
Source: RefSeq, a predicted model, not a curated record